Pochonia chlamydosporia 170 is the source of this 789-nucleotide messenger RNA. Its product is annotated as WW domain-containing protein. NCBI's taxonomy places the organism in Eukaryota, Fungi, Ascomycota, Sordariomycetes, Hypocreales, Clavicipitaceae. The transcript has 2 exons. Gene Ontology annotation, molecular function: protein binding. Bases 1 to 789 code for a protein of 262 amino acids. The record is from RefSeq and is a predicted model, not a curated record.
AUGUCGUUCAUGGGCCGUAUAAAUAGCCAAAUGCAACAAUUUGGAAUUGGCAAGAAAGAAAAUGGGCCAUCGCAAUACUCACAGCCGCAAGGAUAUCCGUAUUCCCAACCACAGCAAUAUGCGCAACCGCAACAAUACUAUCAACAACCACCACCCCAACAAAACUACGGCUAUUCUGUGCCCAAUACUGCCGCACCAGCAACCCAACCCAUUGCACCGGUCUCACCUGAGCCGGCUCCAACCCCAUUGCCAACGUAUCAGACAGUACCGCAACCAAACCAACCGACCUUACCGUCCGGAUGGACAACACUCUUUGAUAGUCAGCAGCAGAAAUGGUACUACGUAGAGCAGAAAACAUGCCGGACCCAGUGGGAAGUGCCUACUGCUGAAUCAGUACCUCCUCCGGCUGCACCGGCUCCUCCAGCAGGACCUGUUGAUUCCCAAGUAACCAAGGGGAUCGACGGCCCUCCUAAUUACGAUAAUGCAGCGGGUGCCUGGCAGUCUCCUGCGCCAUACCCUCCUCCUGGACAAGGUGGCUAUCCGCCAGCACCGGGCCAGGCCCAGCCGUAUCCAGAGACGGCAGACACCAAGGCUGCUGCUGGGAAGGAGAAGAAGGGCAUGAGUGGCAAGAACGGCAUGUUGCUCGGCGCUGCUGGAGGUGUUGCUGCUGGCGUGGCCGGCGCUGCUUUGGUAAACAAGGUCAAGAACAAGGAACAUAAUCAGGAGAGUUACUAUGACGGCUAUGCCCAGGGUCACGCCGAAGGGGUUGAGGACUAUGAUAGUGAUUAA